This is a messenger RNA of Fukomys damarensis (Damara mole-rat), 951 nucleotides long. Its product is annotated as olfactory receptor 8H1. Lineage: Eukaryota; Metazoa; Chordata; Mammalia; Rodentia; Bathyergidae. The record is from RefSeq and is a predicted model, not a curated record. Gene Ontology annotation, molecular function: G protein-coupled receptor activity; odorant binding; olfactory receptor activity. Gene Ontology annotation, biological process: sensory perception of smell; G protein-coupled receptor signaling pathway. Gene Ontology annotation, cellular component: membrane. The transcript has a single exon. Bases 1 to 951 code for a protein of 316 amino acids.
AUGAGUGGAAGGAACUCCACCAGUGUGCCUGGCUUCAUCCUCAUGGGGCUGAUGGGCUCUUCAGAGACACAGCUGGUCCUCUCCGUGCUCUUCCUCCUGAUUUACCUGAUCACGGUGCUGGGGAACGUGGGGAUGAUACUGAUCAUUCGUCUGGAUCCCCAGCUGCACACCCCCAUGUACUUUUUUCUCACUCACCUGUCAUUUCUCGACCUCAGCUACUCAAGUGUCUUCACCCCUAAAACUGUACAAAAUGUACUGACUUCCACCAAGAGAAUCUCCUUCUUGGGCUGCUUCACCCAGAUGUUCUUUUUUAUAGUUUUCAUUGCUGCUGAAUGUUACCUUCUCUCUUCCAUGGCUUAUGAUCGCUAUUUAGCUAUCUGCAGGCCCCUGCACUAUCCAGUCAUUAUGUCCACAAGACUGUGCCAUGCCCUGAUUGCAGUCUGUUAUAUUAUUGCUUGUUUAGAUUCCACUGCCAUUGUGCUUUGUAUAAGCAGACUGCACUUCUGCGACUCUAAUGUCAUCCAGCACUUCUUCUGUGACUCAUCCCCAAUCUUAGCCCUGUCCUGCACUGACACAUUUGAGGUUGAACUCACUUUAUUCAUUUGUGCUGGAUCCACUACAGUUCUGUCCCUCAGCACCAUAUCUGGAUCCUAUCUGUCCAUCCUCUCCACUAUCCUGAAAAUCAAUUCUGCUGCCGGAAAGAGAAAAGCCCUCUCCACCUGUGCCUCCCACCUCCUGGGAGUCACCAUCUUCUACAGCACUUCGAUCUUUGCUUAUCUAAAACCAAAGACGUCCUACUCCUCGGGAAAGGAUCAGGUGGCUUCUGUGUUUUACACGGUUGUGGUCCCGAUGCUGAACCCUCUCAUCUACAGUCUCAGAAACAAAGAGGUCAAAAAUGCUAUUGUGAGAAUCCUGCAGAAGAGAGAGGGCUGCAGGCAGUUAAAAUAUUAG